This is a messenger RNA of Trichogramma pretiosum, 781 nucleotides long. RefSeq names its product calmodulin-like protein 4. The transcript is spliced from 4 exons. Gene Ontology annotation, cellular component: myosin II complex. The coding region runs from base 187 to 636 and encodes 149 amino acids. The record is from RefSeq and is a predicted model, not a curated record. NCBI's taxonomy places the organism in Eukaryota, Metazoa, Arthropoda, Insecta, Hymenoptera, Trichogrammatidae. Gene Ontology annotation, molecular function: calcium ion binding.
CACCUCUCCAUAUACGCAGACGGCUUGACAACUGAGCUGUGUCGGGCGCAGCUUAAACAAGUGUCAGAUAUCGAGCUGUAAUUGUUUUCUUUUUACUGGAUGCAAUCCAGCGCGUAGAGAUAGACGCGUUACGUAAAUUAACGUUUCCUGGAUCGAUCGUUUGGUGGAAGAAGACGGUUAUAUACGAUGGCUCGGUACUUUCGUGAAGAGGACAUCGACGAGUUCAGGGAGUGCUUCUACCUGUACGCCAGAAGUGGUCAAAUCAGAACGUUGGACGAAUUGACUAUAAUCAUGAGGUCUCUGGGUCUCAGCCCGACGAUAGCUGAGCUGAACGAGUACUUGAAGAGCAAAGGUGGCAAAAUGUCGUUUGCUGACUUUUUGGAGGCUAUGCACUUGCAAACCCGAGCAGAAGACUUACCCAAGGAAGUGAUAGAAGCGUUCAGAGCCGCUGAUUUAGCCAAAACUGGUACCAUACCGGCUAGGCAACUGGCUCACAUGUUGCUGAGAUGGGGAGAACAACUGAGUAACAAAGAAGUCGAACAGAUCUUUAGAGAGGCCAAUGUUUCACUCAACGGACAAGUGAAAUAUGAAGACUUUGUCAAAAUUGCUUGCGCACCAGUACCUGACUACUAUUAGACACUGCAUCGAGUAGAAUUAGUAAAUUAUAUAUUCAAUACAUUCCGGACAAAGAGUAUUCCAUUUACAAAUGUACUUAACUUUUUACAGAGAUAUUAUACUUUUUAAGAGAAAUUUUUAUCAAUAAAUACUAUAUAAAUUGUAA